GAUCCCUCCAGCUCCAUCGAUGUUUCCCCAUCUCUAGCAACUAAACGAUCCAGCGGAAAGAGAGCGGCUCGAGUUAAACAUUUGCUCGUAGCGGUAAAUUGCAUUGAGAAAUUGUCUUUAAUACAUUUUCUGCGGCCCACAAUAAACAUUAGCGCGUGUGUUCUGCCCCAAGAGUUUAACUGAUUAACAAAAACUGCGUUUUGCUUUCCCGAAUCACCAAGAAAGAAGCCGAAAGGGAGGUGCGCGAACAAAGCUCUUGCCGCCAAACGCGCAGCUGACGAAUUCGUGGGAAUAAACGUGCGUAAUUAUCGCCCGGUAAUAAUCGGAUUUUGCGUUUUAGGUCUCUGGUAAAGGAAAAGUCGCCUGUCCAUCCAGUGUCAAUUUGGCAUUCGGUUUCUAUUUCGUUUCUAUUUCGUUUGCCCUGUUUCGUUCACGUCCCGUUAAUUUUAGCUUUUCGUGUUUUCCUUGUCCUUCAACGUGAGCGUAACUCCUUCGUGUUUUUGUUCUCUGCGUCGCGACAGUGCAGCGUGCAACUCCUUUGGUGGUGCGAUCACUUGGUUUGCGAAGAAACGGCGAUAAGUGAAUAAAUUAUCAACGUGUGCAAAUCAAACUCGAAUUUAAACGGAUAACAACUAAAUCAAGAGAGCAAGCUUCCACAACCGAUUGCUCACCGAUUUGUAAGUUUGCACUACGAGGAAAAAGAAAACGUAGCGACCAUGAUGUCCUGCCCCAUUCCCAUGCAAUUGCAAAUGCCAAUUCCUUCAUUACACAAAUCAGAAUUUGAACCGGUUAAUAUUGGAGUUAAGCAAAUGCAAUUGUUGCACGCACCGCCGUCCACGCAUCCGCAUCCACAUCCGCAUCAGCAUCCGCAGCAUUCGGCAGCCUCAGCCGCCUCCUAUCAGGCCAUGCAGGUGCACCAGCAGCAACACCAACAGCAGCAGCAGCAGGCGGCCGUCUUUCACCACCAGGUUGCUGCCAUUGCCGCCCAGCAGCAACAACAGCAACAGCAGGCGCAAGUGCAGCAUCAGCAACAAAUGCAGCAGCAGUUCCACUACCAAGCCCAGGCUCAAGCUCAAGCGCAGGCCAUGCUGCAGACGUAUAUGCAACUUCAGGUGAACAGUGCUGUGGGUGUGAGCACCGCCCCCGCCACGCCUACCAAACCGGUAGCCGCCCAGAUUCCGGGUGCGAUCUCCGGACCGAUUGCGGGUCCGGUUCCUGUAUCUGUGCCGACACAGUUCUUCACGGCGCCGAGCACUCCAUUGACCAUCAUUCCGGCGGCGGCGGUGGCCUCGUCGGCCAUGUUCGCUACCGCGGCCACGCCCACUUCGGCGGCCACCACUCCGACCAACAAUGUAAAUAAUACAGUUAAUCUAUCAGCCGUAUCUAGAACUACUACCACUACUACUAAGAAGCAGCCGCAGGCAGUGGCGGAUGCAGUCCUGAGCGCCGUCGGCGGUAAUUUUGGCACCGCAGUGGGUGGUGGUACAAUAUCCUCGCUCCUGGGGCCAGAACCACUGCCGAUUAUGCCCCACCACUUACCACUGGCCAGCGUUCGGGGCUGCAGCAGCGCCAGCAGCGGCUGCAGUUCUGCAUCUUCUGAUUGUUCUAUGCCAUCGCCAACUUCACUACACUUAUCUUCUCCUAAAAAGCGCGGAAGCGACGAACUUUUGAGUCAAGCAGCGGUCAUGGCGCCCGCUUCCGACAAUAACAAUCAGGACCUGGCCACAAAGAAGGCCAAACUGGAGCCGGGCACCGUGCUGGCCGGCGGAAUCGCCAAGGCCUCGAAAGUCAUCCACUUGCGCAACAUUCCGAACGAGUCCGGCGAGGCAGAUGUGAUUGCCCUGGGCAUUCCGUUUGGACGUGUGACCAACGUGCUGGUGCUCAAGGGCAAGAACCAGGCUUUCAUCGAGAUGGCCGACGAGAUCUCCGCUACUUCGAUGGUGUCCUGUUACACAGUAAAUCCGCCCCAGAUGCGCGGCCGCAUGGUCUACGUGCAGUUUUCUAACCAUCGCGAGCUGAAGACGGACCAAGGUCACAACAACUCGAUCACCCAGAGCGACUACAGCGCCCAGUCCCCGGCGAGCGGAUCGCCUCUGCCCCUUAGCGCCGCUACCAAUUCUACCAGCAACAAUGCCAACAGCUCAAGCGACAGCAACAACAGCGCCAUGGGAAUCUUGCAAAACAACACAAGCGCCGUCAAUGCGGGCGGCAACGCCGCCGGGGGACCCAAUACUGUGCUCCGUGUGAUUGUCGAGUCCUUGAUGUACCCCGUCUCGCUGGACGUUCUGCACCAGAUCUUCCAGCGCUAUGGAAAGGUGCUAAAGAUUGUCACCUUCACAAAGAACAAUUCAUUCCAGGCCCUCAUCCAAUAUCCGGACGCCAACUCCGCCCAGCACGCCAAGUCGCUCCUGGACGGGCAGAAUAUAUACAACGGCUGCUGCACGCUGCGUAUUGAUAACAGCAAGCUGACGGCUCUGAAUGUUAAGUACAACAACGACAAAUCGCGCGACUUCACGAACCCCGCUCUGCCACCUGGUGAACCGGGAGUGGAUAUCAUGCCCACCGCCGGCGGACUGAUGAACACCAAUGAUCUUCUUUUGAUCGCCGCACGUCAGCGACCUUCUCUCUCAGGUGAUAAAAUAGUCAACGGCCUGGGCGCCCCCGGAGUCCUGCCGCCCUUUGCCUUGGGCCUGGGCACUCCACUGACCGGCGGGUACAACAACGCCCUGCCCAACUUAGCCGCUUUCUCGCUGGCCAACAGCGGCGCCCUGCAGCCGGCCGCUCCUGCAAUGCGAGGUUACUCGAAUGUCUUGCUUGUCUCGAAUUUAAAUGAGGAGAUGGUCACGCCUGAUGCUCUCUUUACCCUUUUUGGUGUAUACGGCGAUGUGCAACGUGUAAAGAUUCUGUACAACAAGAAGGACUCGGCACUCAUACAAAUGGCGGAGCCCCAGCAAGCUUAUUUGGCCAUGUCUCACCUUGAUAAAUUACGUUUAUGGGGAAAGCCGAUACGUGUGAUGGCAAGCAAACACCAGGCCGUUCAGCUGCCCAAGGAGGGACAGCCGGACGCAGGACUAACACGUGACUACUCGCAAAAUCCGUUGCACCGCUUCAAGAAACCGGGCAGCAAGAACUACCAGAACAUCUAUCCGCCGUCGGCGACACUGCAUUUAAGCAACAUUCCCUCAUCCUGCUCUGAGGAUGACAUCAAAGAAGCUUUCACCUCAAACAGCUUCGAAGUUAAAGCAUUCAAAUUUUUCCCGAAGGACCGUAAAAUGGCACUGCUGCAACUGUUGUCCGUUGAGGAGGCUGUCCUAGCACUGAUUAAGAUGCACAACCACCAGCUGUCCGAGUCGAAUCACCUUCGUGUAAGCUUCUCGAAGUCGAACAUCUAGAAUCCGAUGCGAAGUCAGGUUUACUGAACCUGACUAGGUACCUCCGGCGGGUACAGCUACAUACAGAUGCAUCAGCAGCAACACCUUCAGAUCCAUUGGCAGCAACAAAUACAAACUAUAAUCCGUAGUACAAGAAGAAUGCACGCAAACUUCUACUGAAAUGGCAGACUCCAGGAGCACUACCCACCCAAUCCAACAUUAAUCAGCAGAAACAAUCGAUGCAAGAGCUAUACCAAUUUUAAACAAUUCAACUCACUCUAAGAACUGUUUUCUGUUCAUACACCACCCUUUAGUGGGAAAAGACACAACCAAUUAAGGAAUCUUAAAAAAAAACUACAAAUAAACUAAAAAUAAAUAUACAUUAAAAUUA
This is a messenger RNA of Drosophila simulans, 3762 nucleotides long. It is a transcript of the gene heph, whose product is annotated as polypyrimidine tract-binding protein 1. The transcript is spliced from 15 exons. Gene Ontology annotation, molecular function: mRNA binding. Gene Ontology annotation, cellular component: nucleus. Lineage: Eukaryota; Metazoa; Arthropoda; Insecta; Diptera; Drosophilidae. Gene Ontology annotation, biological process: regulation of RNA splicing; mRNA processing. The record is from RefSeq and is a predicted model, not a curated record. The coding region runs from base 717 to 3392 and encodes 891 amino acids.